Molecule: messenger RNA, 1118 nt
Organism: Chironomus riparius
Lineage: Eukaryota; Metazoa; Arthropoda; Insecta; Diptera; Chironomidae
Source: the annotation of a GenBank genome assembly
AAGAAGUGUGAAUCAUCGCCAGCCAUUGAGUGAAAAAACAAGAGUGAAAAUUGAAAAUUUCAUAAGAAUUUAAAAUCAUUUUGAUACAUAAAAAUAUCAAUAAGGAACAUAAAGAAUGAAGAGAUGUCACGAAAUCGACAAGUUUUCUGAUCAAAACGAUUAUAUAAGCUUAAAUUGCAAUGAUGAAAUUCCUAGCUUUAAUCUAGGAUUCUCAUUUGAAUCUGCUUUCAUGGAUUCAUUUACAAACCUUAACGAUCCGUAUUACCCUGCGUUCCAAAGUAACCAGUCGUUCUUUGAAGAUAUCGAUUCCAUACUGUCAUCAUUGGAAAACGAAAAUCUAGAAAUUGGCCAAGAAAAUCUCUCAAAUAAUAUUCUACAAGAUUCUUCGACAGCUGCAUCAAAUUUGAAUCCACAAAGCACUGAGAAUGAGAUAAUUUUAGCUGCUUAUUUGAUGGAUAAUGUUCUGACAAAAGAUGAUGUUGAAGUGCUUACAAAUAGGAUUUUGGAUUUGAUUGACGGAUUUAAAGAUUCUGAAUGGCGACCAAAACAUUUAUCUAGCAAUUCCGAAGGUGGUUGUUGGAUCAGCAAAUGGGCUAAUAUACCAUCAACAGAAUGGUUUAUGAAAAUCAUGUCAGAAACACCAAUUUUGAUUAACAAUGUUGACUAUCGUCUGAAUAUCGUUCCAAACAAGAGCUUGCCGAAAUAUAAAGCAGAUGCUCUAAUUAAAGGAAAAAUUAUUAGCGAUGACAAGAUUUUAGCACGUUUUGCAAAGCAGAACAAAGAAAUCGAUUUAAGCACAUCUCGUUGGACUGAUCUUGAGUGCAUUCCUGCAGGAAUUAAUAAGUACAAAUUGUGCCUUGAAAUCGAUCUGUUGAGUUCUAAAAUAAUUAAAGCAAACGGAUCGAAACUGUUCUUUGGAAUGGAAGCUGUGAAAUUUAAUAUUCACGAUAAACUGGAAUUUGCUGCUAUGGACAUCAUCUCUAUGGAGCAAGAACAGUUGAAUUAUUAAAUAAUUUAUAAUAAAUACCUUGAACUAUUUUUUAUAUCCGUAUAUGAAUUUAUGUCUUAUUCUAUUAGAUUAGAAGCUAUCAAAUAAAUAAUAUACGCCAAAACUGCAU